AUGGACACCUGUGACGAUGUCACUCUAGCCAAAGUUCCGGCUCCAGUGGCUGUGCACUGUGGGAGUGUCCCUCAGACUAGUGCUGGGCUCCGAGCACCCCCACCUGGAAGCGUCAACUCCAGUCUUCUUCCUUAUGAUGAAGCCUCUCCACAGCCGGCGUCAAGUGUCCUGCCAAGCAGUGAGAAGCCAUCGCAGCUCCUGAGUGGGCAUGAGGACCAGAGUGGCCUCAUGCUGGAUGCUCCUUUGAAAGGCUGGCAGGCCAGAAAUGGCUACCCCAGGAACCUCGGAGCUCUGCCCUUGGGGUCCCACCCCAUGGCAGCUAUCCCCUCCCUGGAAUCAGAAGCCAGCAGUGUGGCCCGGGACACUAUCCAGAUUAAGGACAAACUCAAGAAGAGACGGCUCUCAGAAGGCAUGGCAGCAUCUUCUCAAGCCUCUCUGGAUCCGGUGGGAGGCCCCAGAGGAGUUCCUCUUCGGAGCACCAUCCCCCGAACCACCUCACAGAGGCUUCUGAGGGUACCCAGGCCAAUGCCUCCCAUCCAGAGCAUCCCCACCACCCCUGAGGCCAGCAGUGCCAAGGAGAAGGACCUGGACCCACCUGGAGGCAGACAGGAUCUCCAGGACUCGGGAUCUAGUGCCCAGGAGGUGCAGAUUUCCAGGCAAUACCUGCAUUGUGCCGAUGAGAAGAUGCUCAAGUCUUUAGGAGGCAUCGUGAUCCCGCCCAUUCCGAAGGCCCGGAUGUCCACAGGGACCUCUUCCUGCAGGCCUGGCUCCUUGCCCAGCCCCUUGUGUCCAGGCCAGGAUGGGCUUAUGGGACCAAGGGCCCCACAUGCGCGAUUGACUUGUGAGAAUGGGCCUCUGGAAAAGACCCCUAAAUCUCUGGCACCAAAGCCUUUGGUCCCAGCUGUCAAAGCCAAGUCUUCUGAAGCCACCCCAGCGUCACUGGCUUCAUCACAGUCUGCCUUUACUCUGACAUCAUUCUCCAGCCAUGCCAAAGAAACCCGCUCCCUGGCGAACGAAGAAGACCAGAGGGAGUCCAGCACCAAGGUCCAAGUCACCAUUUCCAAGUCUGCACAGGAAAAAAUGCGACUGAAGCAGAUGAAGGAGAUGGAGCUGCUUCGGAGGGCAAAGGAGCCAGAGCGGGAGCGAGAACUGGCCUCCCAGGGCUUAGGCACAUGGAGAACCUCAGCAAAGGAAGGUCUCCUUCCUUUGCGGGGCAGUGGAACCCUGUCAGAGCCUACUGGGAUAAGCAGCCCACGAAGAAACAAUAUAGGAGUCCUCCAGAGGAAGCGGGCUAACCGAGCUUCCCUGCCUAGCAUCCCUGUCAGCAAGCAGGAGCCUGGCUUUGCCCGACAUGCAUCAGCUAACUCAUUACCAGCCGUGCUUACCUUGGGCUCCCCUGAGUGGGAGGAAGAGGAGGAGGAGAUGGAUCUUCGGACUCUCAGGGAGUUGAGGCCCUUCUCCAACCCAGAGCUGGGGCUGACAGAUGCCCUCCAGUGCCUCAACAGCAAUGACUGGCAAAUGAAGGAGAAGGGCCUGGUGAACAUCCAGCACCUGGCAGCUUGUCACUCGGAGGUCCUCGGUAUACGACUGCAUGAUGUGUCCUUGGCAGUGACUGCGGAGGUUACCAACCUCCGCUCCAAGGUAUCCCGCCUGGCCAUCAGCACCCUGGGAGACCUCUUCCGAGCUUUGAAGAAGAGCAUGGACCAGGAGGCUGAGGAGAUUGUCCGCUGCCUUCUGCAGAAGAUGGGGAACACCAGCGAGUUCAUCCAGCGGGCAGUCAACCGGGCUCUGGGCGCCAUGGUGGAAAAUGUGACUCCUGCCCGUGCACUAGUGGCCCUCACAUCUGCGGGUGUCUACCACCGGAACCCCCUAGUCCGGAAAUGUACUGCCAAGCAUCUCUCGGCCGUCCUGGAGCAGAUCGGAGCAGAGAAGCUUCUCUCAGGCUCCAGAGACAACACAGACAUGCUGGUGCACAACUUGGUGAGGUUGGCUCAGGACUCUAACCAAGACACCAGGUUUUAUGGCCGGAAGAUGGUGAAUAUCUUGAUGGCAAAUGCAAAGUUUGAUGCAUUUCUGAAGCAAUCCCUCCCGUCUCAUGACCUACGGAAAGUCAUGGCAGCCAUCAAACAACGGGGAAUACAAGACAACCAUGAACUCCCAUCUGCCAAAGGUCGAAAGGCGUCGAAGAGUCUGGUGGUGUGUGAGAACGGGCUGCCUAAUCAAGAGGGGUAUGGUUGUUCUUAGCAGCUGCGGGAGCUGACCAGGCUGUUGGAGGCCAAGGAGUUCCAGGCUCGGAUGGAAGGCGUUGGGAAGCUCCUUGAAUACUGCAAGGCCAAGCCAGAGCUCGUUGCUGCCAACCUAGUCCAGGUCUUUGAUGCUUUUACCCCAAGGCUUCAUGAUUCCAACAAGAAAGUGAACCAGUGGGCGCUGGAAUCCCUCGCACAGAUGCUUCCCAUCCUGAAAGAGAGCAUCCACCCCAUGCUGCUGUCCCUCAUCAUCUCAGCUGCAGACAACCUCAACUCUAAGAACUCUGGGAUUUCCACUGCUGCCUCCACUGUGCUGGAUGCCAUGAUGGACAGCCUGGACCACCUUUGCCUCCUGCAAGCGUUUGCUGGGCGUGUGCGUUUCCUGACGGGCCCUGCAGUGCUGGAUGUCACAGAUCGCCUCUCAGUGCUCGUUGCCUCAGUGUACCCCCGGAAGCCUCAGGCUGUGGAGCGGCACAUCCUUCCAGUCCUCUGGUACUUCCUGAACAAAAUGACUGGCAACGGCGUGCUACCUGGGCGUGGUGGGAACGUCCGCACUGCGGUGUGCAGGCUGGCCAGGAGCCUGCAGGAGCAAAUGGGGUCCCGCCUGCAGGGCUUCGCUGCUAAUCAGCCCCAGCAAGUCCUCAAGACACUCCAGGGACUUUUAGCUCCUGAAUCUCUGGGGGGAAAUGACAAGGUCACCGGUGGAGGAAUGGCCCCUGACAUCCUGAUGACUGGAACCACCUGUCCCCAGCAGCUGGAUUAA
Messenger RNA from Grammomys surdaster, 3009 nucleotides. It is a transcript of the gene Togaram2, whose product is annotated as TOG array regulator of axonemal microtubules 2. The record is from RefSeq and is a predicted model, not a curated record. The transcript is spliced from 19 exons. Gene Ontology annotation, cellular component: cilium; cytoplasmic microtubule. Gene Ontology annotation, biological process: microtubule cytoskeleton organization. Gene Ontology annotation, molecular function: microtubule binding. NCBI's taxonomy places the organism in Eukaryota, Metazoa, Chordata, Mammalia, Rodentia, Muridae.